Messenger RNA from Aspergillus clavatus NRRL 1, 1623 nucleotides. RefSeq names its product cytochrome P450. Lineage: Eukaryota; Fungi; Ascomycota; Eurotiomycetes; Eurotiales; Aspergillaceae. Gene Ontology annotation, molecular function: heme binding; oxidoreductase activity, acting on paired donors, with incorporation or reduction of molecular oxygen, reduced flavin or flavoprotein as one donor, and incorporation of one atom of oxygen; iron ion binding. The record is from RefSeq and is a predicted model, not a curated record. The transcript has 3 exons. The coding region runs from base 1 to 1623 and encodes 540 amino acids.
AUGAUUGAAGACCUCAUUGCCCAAAUGCCCCUUGGGAUGGCGACUCUCUACCUCCUGGGGGCCUUCUUCCUUAUCUGCUUGCUCCGUAAGGCACAAGUGUCGACGCAAAUUUCAAUGCUAGGAUACAGAGCUCCUAGAGUUGGCUUCCGUCUGCCAUAUGCCAUCGAUUUCAUCUAUAAAGCGUUAAAAGCCCACAAUAUUCACGAAGACCUUGAAUUCUGGCAUCAAGCCAUUCGCACCGCCAAAGGAGCAUCGAAAAUUGACCAUGUCAAGACCGCGGAGGUGGACGGAGGCGUCUCCAAUCGGGUGAUUCUAACCAAGGACCCUGAGAACAUCAAAGCUCUUCUCACCGGACAGUUUGCAGAUUAUGGGAAAGGGGAGCCUUUCCAUCGCGAGUGGAAGGAGUUCCUUGGGGACAGUAUCUUCGCUACUGACGGUGAACUGUGGUCGCGUUCACGCCAUCUUAUCCGACCCAUGUUCGCCCGGGAGCGCAUUGUCGACACCGAGAUCUUCGAGAAGCACGUUCAGCACCUCAUUCCCUUGCUGGCGGGGAGCGACGCACCCGGCGGAAGCAAGAAAGUCGAUGUCGGUUCUCUGUUCUUCCGUUUCACUUUGGAUGCGGCAACGGAUUAUCUCUUGGGUCAAGGCACGGAUAGUCUGCAAAACCCCGAGACCAGAUUUGCAGAGGCAUUCAGAUAUGUGCAGAGCCGUCAGUCGGAGUUGUUUCGUUUGGGGUCUCGUCACUCAAUCAUGACCAAAGCAUCCCCACUGACACCCGACUCGCUCAGCGUCUUUAGCUUCAUCCUCUCCAAGAGAAAAUUUCGGCAGGAGCUCAAAGUGAUGGAUAGCUUCCUCCAACCAUACAUCGACCGGGUGCUUUCAUUAACACCUUCCGAACUCGACCAGAAGCUCACCAAACAGGAAUCCUUCCUCGACGCCCUGGCCCGCUUCACUCGAGAUCCACGCGUCCUACGCGAUCAGCUCGUUGCCGUCCUCCUUGCCGGACGCGACACAACAGCCGCAACGCUAUCCUUCUGCGUCUUCGAACUCGCCCGCAAUCCACACGUCGUUGCCAAACUGCGCCAGGAGAUCGACGCCCGUCUCGGCCUCGGCCCCAAGGGCCGUAAACCCACCUACAACGACCUCAAGGAAAUGAAAUACCUCAGCGCCGUCCUCAACGAGACCAUGCGACUGUACCCAGUCGUCCCGUUCAACGUCCGCUAUUCCCUCCGCGACACCACCCUCCCGCGUGGCGGCGGGCCUGACGGGCUCUCCCCCAUCGGCGUGCGCGCCAACACCCGCAUCAUCUACUCGACGAUGAUCAUGCAGCGAAGCGCGGAGAACUACGACCCCCCGGGCUCGCCGACGUACUUCGACCCGGAAAAGUGGCUCCCGAACGCUGGCUGUCUGCCUGGCAACCUCGGCCCUGGCAUUUCAUCCCCUUCAAUGGAGGGCCGCGGAUCUGCAUCGGGCAGCAGUUUGCUACCAUCGAGAUGGGUUACACGAUUGUGCGCAUUCUGCAAGCCUUUGAGUCCGUCUGCGCCUUGCCUGCCAAUGGGAAGAAUCGGGUCGAGGACCCUGUUCUGCGGUUUGAGGUUACGCUCAGCCCUGGUUCGGAAUUGA